AUGGAAGUGCUGCAGCGGCUCAACUUCUUCGACUUGCUUGGGGGGCCAGAGUUUGACUUCUACCUCGGCUUGCUGCGCAAGGGCCAGGCUCGCUUCAUCUACUCGCGCGGAGUCGACCGCCCUGGCGAUUUCCGCGGCUGCUUGGCGGCGGGCGACGAAGACGAAGAGGAGCCGCCCUUCGACGCCGGGCUGGCCAUUGUGUUCCGCUGCGACCACUUCCUGACGGCUGUUUGCGCGCGGCAAGCUCGGCCGGCGCGGCCGCGCUCCGGGCUCAAGCCACUUCCAGCUUCGCCGCGCAUGCUGCAAACGCUGGGCCAGCGGCCCCGAUGGGCCGACGUGCGGGACUCCGAAAGCGACGAGGGAGAGGCCCAGGCUGACGACGGCGCUCUCUGGCGCGAAGUCGCCGCCUUUGCGGGGGCGACCACGGGGCCUUGCGCCUACUUGCGGCUUCCAACUUUGGCCUUGUGGCAGGCGCGGCUGCGCCGAAAGUGCGAAGACUGGGACUUUCCGCUGCCUUCUUGGCGAUGGCUGGUCUACGGCGAGCCGCUGCGCCUGCGCGCCGAGCUCCAAAUUUUUGUGCUCUUCCUAGGCUUCGUUUCGGAGCGGCGCCUGUCCCGGCCUCCGGCGGGCGGUCCGGGCUUGGCAAGGGCGGCUGAAGGACUUUUGAUUGGCAGAAUGGCCCCGGCGGACCUUUCGUCUGCGGCCGCGGCGGACGAGGUUGCGGCGAUCUGCGCCCUGGCGGUGGUCGACGUCCCCGGGGACGGCAACUGCCUCUUCCACGCCCUCGCGAUGCAGGACGAAGAGGGCUGCUGCGGGGAGGAGCUGCGAGCAGAGUUGGCGGACUUUCUCGAGAGCGAGGCCUUCGGCCAGGACGGCUUCGAAGAAGUUUGGCUAGAGGAGGCCGAGCACCUGCGAGGGCCUGCGGCGGAGUGCUGGGGCGGAGCCGUGGCCAUCUCGGCUUAUUCCUUGCUUCGACAGCGGCGGGUCUUCGCCCACGUCAAGGUCGCGGGCUCCGACAUCGUGGAGGUCCAGGACAGCUCCCACGCGCUCGUCGCCCACCUCCUCUACAACGGAGUAGACCACUACAGCGCCUUGAUCGAGGCCGAGCUCUCCGACGCCAUGGUCCCGGCCUGGCCGCAGCCGCCGCCGCCGCGCUACUUUGCCCGGGCGAUCGCGGAAGCUGCGGGGGCCACGGCGGCCGCUGUCUACGCAGAGGCCUGUGUUCGCUUGCGCGCCGAGGCAAGGGGUCGACUUCGCGGCCAGGAGUUCCCAAGUCUGGCCGCCGCCGCGGCCGCCCGCAAGCCGGCCCGCUCAGGCCGCGGGCUUGGCCGCGCGCCGCCGCGGCCCGCCCAGCCCGCUCCGGCGAAGCCCCGGCGCCGCCUCCGGGAAAAGACAACGCCGGCGCCGGAGCUGCAGGACGAUGUGAUGGAGGAAGUCAGCAAAGCCUUCGUGAUCCCCGCGGCCCAGACUUCCCACCCCUUCCGCCCCCUAGAGGACGCGGUGACGGAGUUGGCGCUGAAGCUCCGGUUCCAGCCGACGCUCCCGCCGGGCGCCGAAGAUGUUGAGCUGAAGGACGGAGCAGUCUGGCCCCGCGCGUUCUGCGCCUUUGACGGCUGCGGAUGGGAGGCGGCCAACGGCCUGGAAGCGGACCUCGCCAAGCACCUUGAGGCGGAGCACGCAGAAGACCUGGAGUCCGCCGCCGCUUGCUUUCCUGGGCCUCGCCCCCCGGACGCGCUGCUGAGCGUUUACAACGAGGCCGUCGCCCGGCGCUGCCGGGCCGGGGCGCCGCUGGCGGGGUGCUCCUUGGAUCGCACCGCGCUGCGCUCCUUCGCCGAGGCGACUGCGGAGGACAGCGUGGAAGCUCUGGUUUGCUUCUGCUGCGCCACCCGCGUGGGGGAGCUUGAGGGGCAGAGCGAGAUCCAACGGCGGCGGCCACUGAGUCGCAAGCCGACGGGGGAGCACCUCUUCUUCGGGAAGCCGGCGGCCGCAGCGGCGCGAGCUCUCAGCCUGGAGCGCUUUCUGGAGAAAUACGACCAGCUCGACGUCCCGGGCAAGAAGUUGUCUGACUCUGGGAGUUUCGGCUCCUGGAAGUUGCGGCUGCCUGGCCCUGGCGGCGCAGAGCUGCUGUGCUGCCCGGAGGACCACCGCUGCCGCGCGGUCCCAGGACACGUUGAGGAAGGCGUCCUCUGCGAGCACUGCGAGCUGCCAGUUUGCGGCGGCUGCCUCGACCACCUCGCCCGCGCGCAGUUGCCCCCGCUGAGCCUGGCAAACGACAUGUGGACUGGCUACGCCCCGGAGCGGAUCUACGCGGAGGAGGCGACUGCGAUGGAGCUGAUCUGCGCCUCGCCCUGCGUCGCGACGUUGAUUUGCGUGUCUAUGGAGGCACGGUUCCGCAGCGAGGCUUGCGCCCUAGACGAGACGGCUCAUAUGGCCCGGCAUCGCUUCGGGGCUCGGGGCAACGCUUUAUCUUUCCCGCUGCCCUGGGAAGACGUCUUGAAAGCUUUGCAGGGGGAAGGCGACCAGGCGGCGGCGCUGCCGCGCAGCGGCGCAGAACUCGGCCAGCUGGUCCGCGUUCUGCUCAAGACCAACAAGAAGGGCAAGACGAGCGACGCGGAGAUCAAGGGCCUCAUCCACCAGGCGAACGUGAGGCGCGAGGCGGCGGUCAACCUCAUCUUGGACAUGAAGCGCCUGGGCCACCCAUCCUUUGCGGGCGUGGAUGAGGAGGGAGUUCGCCUUAGAGCCGCCGCCCUCCCUGCCGACGGGGUUCCGCCCGAGGUGUUGAAAGUCGUGGUCCAGGACAAGCUGCAGCCGCAAAAGGCGGCGACGCCUUGCGACGGGCGGCAGGAAGACGCCGCCGCCGCCGGCGCGACCUUUGCCGCGCAGCGGGCGCGGGCCGUGGUCGCGGAAGGCUGCGCGGGCGAAGACGCCAACGAAGCUGCGGUGGCCGCGCUGCGGAAACUGCGGCGGGCUGGCGACUCCGGGGAGAAGCUGGUCGGCUUGCGCCACGCGCAGGGCGAAAAGCAAUGGAAGAGUUUGCAGGCCAUCGCCCAUGACUGGGUCCAAGUGGUUCGAAUUGUGACCGGCAAGGACCUUGCGAUGCGCGAGCUGAACGCUGACGGCAGCCUUAAGGAGCCUGCAGUGUUGUUGCAGGAGAUGGGCUUCGAAGCUGGCGCGCACGUCAGGCGCAGGGCUACGAAGGAGGAGGGGGUUCUGGACGACAUCAAGGGUGGCAUGGUCAGGGUUGACAUGGGCGGCGGCAUCCUGGCAAAGGUUGCCAUUGAAGAGUUCUUGCAGGGAGGUUGGGUGAUUUUCUCUCCCAAAGCUGGCCCAGUCUACUUGCAUGAUCCUACCAUAGCACCCCCCAGUUCCAACGACGAAUACAAGGCCCAGCACUUGCUUGCAACCAUUGUCUGUCAAGUCCACGACAUGGGCUCUGAGCUUGAGUUGCAGAACUGGGACUUGUUGCAAAUCCAGACAAAGCCCAACAAGACCGUCAGCGCCAAGGACAAGAUUUCGCGAGGCAAGCUCGUGCUGGUGCCGUGCUCUUGCAAAGUAGUUUGUUUGCCAAAGGCCAAGAGCAAAAAGGGGCCAGGCUUCGAGGUGUUGACUUCCUCGCCCACCCACACCUUCUGGAUCACGCCCAUGGUGCAGUUGCCGUCUGAGGAUGGCAAGGGCCAGCAACCCUUUGUGCACCCAGUCUGGUUCUUGCAAGCCUCCUCUGACGAGCAGGAUGUGAAUAUGCAGCUCCACUAUGUCAGCUGCAAGUCUGACAAGACCAUCCGCAUCCCCAUCCUGAAGAACACCAAGGACUUGCAGGCUGGCGACAUGCUGCUCUACUUGAAGUCCAAAGAGGAAAAGGCAGUGCCCCUUCUUGCCACUUCCCCGCAGAAGCGAUCUGCAGAGGAAGCUUCUCCGAAGAAGAAGGCCAAGGACCGCGACACCAAGGAUCUGAAUGUCGAGAUGUGGACCGAGCUCGUUGGUCUCCGGCAGAAAACCUGUGACGACAUGGUAGCCCUCGCUCAUGAUGACACGGAAGGAGAGCGCCAGAAGAAGCGGCGCCGCGUCAGGUGCACUGCGGAGAACACCGCACUUCUUCCGCCCGCAGUGCAGAUUGUGGUUCCGGCCACCGGUGCACGCGAGGCAAGGCCUGAUGAGGGGCCAUCAUCGCAGGCCUUUGCCGAAGCAGCACGGAGAUCCAACAUGGAGGCCGAUGAGGAGGAGUUGUUCAUGAAGGCCAACCUCAAGGAGUUCAUGCCGCAGGGGUGCAGUGCGCCGUUCUACUGCAAUAGCGUGGCAUCAUGCAGCUUCUGGGACAACCGCGCCGAGCCACGCUGGUGCGGUUGGCGCAUCGUGUGCCAAGGCUGGCAGCACAUGCUGGAGGGCACAUGGGUCCCAAGCGCUCUUCGCUGUGAGCGGAUGAAGAAGGAGGAGCUGGUGCAGGAGGAGCAGCAGCAGGACUGGGAAGAGGAAGAGGUUGCCAUCAAGGAGCCUAUGACGCCCGACGAGGAAGAGGUUGCCAUCAAGGAGCCUAUGACGCCCGACGAGGAGGGGACGGAGGUCGUUCUCGCCCCGAACUUCCUCGUUCCGGACACCAAGGGCCACGGCAUGUAUGUCCGGCCGCACUUCAUCGACACGGAGGGGAACGUGUGGGCGUACAGGAGCCACGACGCCUACAAGCGCUACAAGGGCUUGCAAGAGCAGGGCUGGCAGCUUCCGGCCACUCCACGCGCAUGGACAAUCGUCCCCCCCGUGCAGAGGGAGCGCUUCAUAAAUGGCGGUGACGCCAUAUAUAUGCCUCUGGGAGGCGGAAGGUACUGGAAAAUGGAGCGCGGGUCUCAAGAAUUGCGGCAAGACUGCCGCACGUACCACUUCUUCCAGCACCGCGGCUCGGGCCACGCGGUGUGCAUUCGGGAGUUCAUCCAGUCCACGUUUGUCUGCAACAUCGAGUUGGCCUUCCGUCAAACACCCCCGAGUGGAUGCGUGGAGUUCAUUGCCCGUAGCCUCAGCGGCGAGUGCGUGGGGACGGUGUCGCUGGACGUGUGGCAGCGCUUGAGCGUGAAGGGGCUGGAAGUGCGUCUCAGGGAAAUCCUGUCCGAUAAGGUGCCACCCCAUGUGCCGAUUCGCCUCGUCUUCCCGGGCAGCCUGCUCUUGCCGAUGCGCUUCGCUCUAUGGGCGCCUGCCGCGCUCCAUAGCCCAGUGCGUGGUCGUUUGGACAUCAGGAUCCGCCGCAAGUCAGGAAACUGCGCGGCUCUAAGGGUCGGCCAAGCCAUGAGCUUGGUGAAGAAGAUCUCGCAGUCAAAGCUGACCCUUGCCGAUGCUGCUGCCGUGUCCAAUGUCAUUGCCCAAGCUUAUUUGACACAAACUCAGCUGAACUUCCUCAGCAGCGAUCGUCCUGCAGCUGAGAAGGUGCACUACGCAGCUGACGUCAUGGUGCGGAUGGGCCUGGUGAUGCCCUCAGAGCCCACAUCAGGGCACGUGGUUGCAACUAUCAGGGAGUUGGGUGCUGCCGAGCUUGCUGAUGGCAACCAUUUCCUCAGCGCAGUGCAGGAGUUGAAGCGCAGUGUGACCUCAAAAACCGUGCGCCACGCCUGGCACUUGGAGACAUGGAUUGCCACCGGCUGGUCCUGUCAGAAAGACUUCCCGGCAGGUGUUGCCUGCAUCAACUGCGACUUCGCAGCCACAAACCCUGCAGGGGAUGAUGCAGAUGUUUGCAGCUGCAGCUGCAGGAAGCCCCUGCCCCAGCAGCUGGUCACCCUGGGAGCCCUGGUCUGGAAGAUGGGCCGAGAGGCUGCGGAUGGGAGUGUGCCUGCAGACAAGCCAAAGGCCAGUGCCAAGGGCAAGGCCGCCAUGAAGAAGCCGACCAUCAAAAGGCGUAGGGAUGAGCAGCUGGCGGAAUGCAGCACCGAGUUCGGACCUUUGAUGCAGUUCAUGGAUGUGCCUGAGGAGGACAAGCCCGGAGAAGUUGUCAAGGCUAUGGAAUUGUUUUUUACCGGCCAUGAUUUCCGAACAGGCCUGUAUUUGAGAACAUAUGGCACCUUGGUCUUUGCCGACAUCGGUGUCCUUGUUGCAGACGAAGCGGCCAUCAAGCAGGCCCUGGAAAACAAAGGCGCCUCAGGGACAGUUCUUUGUUGCCACUGCUCCAACGUCAUCGACUUCAAGAGCCAGCUUCAGUGGCAUGACCGGUCCGGCGAGUUGGUGAGCUCUUUGAGCACUGAUGUGAGGUCAUGGCGCCUUCACACAGAGAACAGUGUGAAGCAACUCAUUGCUUUUUUGCAGGAGCAGCGCUCAGUUCUGAACCUCGGGCAGUUUGCCAAGUUGGAGCAGUCUCUCGGCUUCAACUUCCGUCCUCACGGCCUGCUGGCACAGCCAGAAUGGGGCCCAAAGUUUGUGGAGAGAACAAUGUUCGAUUGGAUGCAUGUGUACUUGGUACAUGGCGUGGCCAACGUGCAAUGUGGCCUGGUGGUCGGCGUUUUGGCACGACAUGGCUUCAGCAUCAAGCACAUGCGCGAAUUUGCGCAAGGUUUCAACUGGCCAGCUCGGCUUCGAGGAGCAGCGCCCAAGACUGUGCUCGACAAACGGGGCGCCAGCGAGCCCAUCAAGUGUAGCGCCAGUGAGCUGCUGAACUUUGUACAACUGCUGAGAGCCUUUGUUCUUCUUUUUGUCUGCUCGACGGAGCCAGCCCAGGAGGUCAAGGACGUGGUAGAGUGUUUUUUUCUGCUUUGCGAGAUCCUUGACACAUAUACGACCUUGCCACAUCGAAGGCAUGAUGCCAACAUGCUCUUGCAGACUGUCCAGCAGCAUCUGGAGACCUUCAAACGCAUCCAUGGCGUUGAUCACUGGACAACAAAAUUUCACUUAUCCCUCCACUUGCCCUCGCAGCUGAAGAAGCACGGAUGCUUGGUAAGCUGCUUCGUGCACGAGCGCAAACACAAAUGCGUCAAGCGGGUUGCAAAUCAUGUUUUGGACACUAGCAAGGCCUUCGAGUCAUCAGUCUUGCAGGACAUCGUUUACCGGCAGUUCGAUGUUAUGAAGUCUCCUGCAGAAAUGCCUGGUUCCGCUGUGUCUCUGGUCAAUGCCAGGGCGGCCCCAAAGCGGCUUGCCAACGUGGUCAGGCAAAGCUUGGGCGCUCUCGAGGACGCCGUGGUUGAAUCAGCAGCGGACGCAAUCCACGCAGGAGGGUAUACUGUGGCCAGAGGCGAUAUAGCUUCGAUCCAGCUAUAUCAUGCUGCCCAGGUGGAGAAGCGCGUCGGCCGUAUAGAAUUCCAUGCUGCCGUGGGGCAGGUCACAUGGUCAUGUGUGCACCUUUGGGAUACUGUGGACGGCUUCAUGUACAGAGUCAAGGCGGAGGUCGAGAAGCGAGAACUGGACAAGUUAGAGGUCAGGGCCGGCAACCAGCUUCUGGACCAGUUCCAGCCCCUCUACUUCGCCGUCGCCUUUGAAACACCGCGGCCCAAGAAGACGACAGCAGCCGCCGGAGCAGGCGUGAGAGGCGCCGGGCUCGCCGCUGAAGCCGGGACGCUGGUGCUCCUGACGCUGCGCCACCUCUUGGGGGUCAGGUUCUGCCCGCGCUGCCCGAACUGCGCGACUUCGGGGCAGCCUUGCAGCGACGCGUUCGGGAGCAACGCCGUGGCCGGCGGCGGCGUGCUGGGCAGAGUUGACGCGGUGUUUGGCUCCAUCGAGUGUCAAAAGAGCGGAGCCCUCCACGCCCACAUGCAAGUGUUCGUCCAGUGCCGCCAUCAGCGCGGGUCGCUGGCCGGCCUCCUUGACUUGGGUAAGCCCGAGCUCCGAACCUUGCUGCGAAGGUAUGCUUCCUACACUGCCCAUGUCCGGCGCUCCGUCUACUGCGACCCGGACGGCUGGGAGCGCGAUCGGGCCGCCGCGGAGGAGGAGUGGCCGGAGUACAAGGACUGCGCCUUGAUGUUGAGCCGGCCGGCCUACCAGGCGAGCCGCCGGCUGCGGCCCGAGGAGUGGACGCAACGAUACUUGGCGGAGGACGUGGAGCAGCUGCAGCAGCGCAAGCAACAUCAUGUGCAUCUCCCUGCCGGCCCAGGCGGCGAGCGGCGGCCCCGAACGGCUCUGGUCUGCCGCGGCUUGGCCGAGCAGCUGGACCUGCCCGUCAAGGGCAAGCGGAGUUCUUUGGGCCUGCAGUGGGGCCCGGUCAACGACCCGAACCUCAACGGCAACCACCCGGCGCUGCUGGCGGCGCUGCGCUGCAACGGCGACCUCCAAGUGCCUUAUCGGUUCCCCGUGACGAAGGAGACCCACGACGACGCGCUCUGCCAGGAGGAGACCUGCGUCGGCGAGGCCGCCCAAGCUGGCUACGGCUGCGACUACAUGAACAAGCGGCUGCCCAUCGCCGUGCAAGAGCUCAAGGAGUGGCAGCGCGGCCAUCGGGAGCUUGGCGAAGACUUGAAGGACAAGCCCGCCGGCUACAUCGGGGCGAGGGUGGCCAAGCGGCUGACCACAGACUGCUACGCCCGCGGCGUCUGCCGCGGCGCGGUGGAGUGCGCCAAUUUGACCACGCGCCAGGCGGGCAACGACCCCACGUUCGGCCUCCAACUCCUGGAGGCGGCGGCCGCCGGCGAAGCUUGGCCGGCUGAGCCGCGACAGCUGCGGACAGACGCGCGGCCGGCGGCUCAGCGAGGGCGCGUGGUCUCCUGCCCGUUCUGGACCUUCUACGGGGCGCGGGGGCGAGCCGCCGAAGUCCGCGACCUCUGCGCCUUCGAGUUCGCGCGUUUUCACGCCUCGCUGACGCGGGCUGGGGCGGCGAAGCUUGGCGCAAACCCCAAAGCCGUCUUGCUGCCCGGGGCGGACUACGAGAUCCACGAGGAAGGCGGGGAAGACUGGCUGCCGCUAGGGCCCCACGUCCCGGUUGUCCAGGGCGCGCUUGGCGGUCGCUUGGAGGAGGACUACGCGAAGCGGGUGCUGCUGCUCUUCUGCCCUUGGACGAGCCACCCCGACGACGCCUCGGCCGCCGCGCCCUUCCUCGCCGACCUCUGCAAGUUCGGCAAGUCAGACUGGCGCCGCGCCCUCCGACGGCGGCUGAUUCUCCAAGGCUUCCCGACCGAAGAGGUCAAGCAGUUCGCGCUGAACUUUUGCUUCGUCUACUGCCUGCCGCGGGAGCUCCGGCCGGAACAGCACUUGCAAGAGAACAGCGACAACGAGGUCCAGGACGAGGGCGUGCGCUUCGACAAGGCGGACUUGGAGGCGGCUCGGGCCACGCACGUCCGCGGCGCGGGCAAGCUGGGCUCCGAGAACUUUGACGAACAAGACAGUGAGCAGGAGGACGCGGCCGCGGCGACGCGGCUGUGCGUCAUGACCAAGCAGAUGUUCGACUUGUCCCGGGCCGCGUGGAGGAAGAGCGGGGCCGACGCCUCGCCCGGCCAAGGCGCGCAGCGCAAAACGAGCAGCUUGACCAACGCGCUCGCCUGGGCGCCCGCGCUCGCGGAGCAAGAGCAGACUUCCGUCCUUUGCGGGCGUCGGCCAAGCCGGGCGGGAUCCCGAGGCGCAGCCGCUCGGCCCGCCCGUACCGCAGACGCGCUGUUGGACUGGCUGGGCAGCGAGCGCGUCCGGAGCGGUCUGAACUCCAAGCAAUGGGAGAUGCUGCGGGUGGUGGUGGAAAGGGUUCUGGUCGAGCUGGAGCUGGUGCCGCCGGACCACGAGAUCGCUCUGCGGCGAGCCGAGCCGCUGGCCUGGCUGCUGCACGGCCCGCCGGGCACUGGGAAGUCCCACGUCCUGAAGUUCCUGCGGGAGUUGUUCGAGGAGCAGCUUGGCUACGCGCAGGGGAUCGACUUCGAGGCCGUCAACGCGGCCGACAUUCGCGGCCGGACCCUCCACAACGCCUGCGGCCUUGGCGUGGACGCGGCCGCGCUGGACUGCGCCGUGGGCCAGGAGGCGGCGAAGAGAAUGAGCUACUGGAGAUGGCUCGUCGUCGACGAGGUCAGCAUGGUCAACGCGCGGCUGCUGGCGCAGGUCGAGCAGCGGCUGCGGGCGGUCGUCCCGUCGGCCAGCCAGUGGAAGCGCAACGCGGCCGGGGAUUCGCGGGCCUUCGCGGGCGUCAACGUGCUGCUGCUCGGCGACUUCUACCAGCUGCCGCCGCCGAGCGGCGGCUACCUCGCGGACGUGCCCACUAAGACCAGCCGCGGCGAUUGCCGACAAGUUAUAGCAGCGUGGCGUCAGCUGAACUCCUGUAAAUGGCUCUGCCCUGCCUAUUGGAUAGAGGUGGAUGGCAACCUGCUACCCGACAUCCUGGCGGACCUAGUGUGGGGCGGCGCCCUGCAGGGUGUGACGGAGCUGGAGGAGCGCUGCAAGGACGCCUGGUGGAACAAGGUCGUGGACGAGCUGCGGCGCGGCGACUGGCGCUACCUCCACGGCAAGCCCGUCGAAGGCUGCCGGUUGACCGCGGCAGAGUGGGCGGCGGCCAUUGUCUCCAACAACGACGCCAAAUACCAGAUCAACAAGGGCCGCGCCAAGGACUACAGCCGCGCGGCCGAGUCGCCGCUCCGCUGGUCUGUGGCCCUGGACGCGCCGUCCGCCGAGGUUCUGCAGACGCAGGAGUGCGACAAGACCGCGCGGAUCCGGUGGCUCCAGUAUCACGACCGGGACACCGAGAACCUCUCCGGUAGCGCCGGCCGCGUCCACUCCUGGGUCUGGAAGGAGAACGACCUGCGGCCAACCUGCAUCUACGUGAAGUUCGACGGGGCGACCUGGCAGCUCGACGGGGCGCCGGAGCCGGGCCUCUACCCGGUCUACCCCGUCCGCAAGGUCUGGAAGCUGGACGCCAAGCGGAAGAAGCCGGUCCUCAAGAUCGCCCGGACGCAGCUGCCGCUGGCCCCGGCCUACGCGAUCACGGCCCACGGCAGCCAGGGCAAGACGCUCCCCGCGGCGCUGGUGGACUUCAACGUGGACAAGCGGACCGACGUGACCUUCGGGACCGUGGCUGCGAGCAGGGUCCGCUCCAGGGAGGAUGUCUUGAUCUUGAGGCCCUUCAAGCGCUGGCUCUACACCCGCGGCGCCGGAGGGUCCGGCGCUCCUGCUGAAACAACUGCGGGGGGAGUCCGAGCCAACCAAUCUGCGAUUUGCCUGGCCUGCGGCCCUGGCAAGGGCGAGCAGAAGACGCUGAAGCGGAAGCUGCCCUCCGGCCUGGCGCGCUUGGAUUGCCGCGGCGCGGCUGCAAAAAUUCGGAAGUUGGAGGACGCCUUCCCGCGGGCGCAGCUCCAGCAAGACAACUCCGAGGCCAG
This is a messenger RNA of Effrenium voratum, 11240 nucleotides long. The record is from the annotation of a GenBank genome assembly. NCBI's taxonomy places the organism in Eukaryota, Dinophyceae, Suessiales, Symbiodiniaceae.